UAUAUGUCAAGCUGUAACCACAGCACCACCUCUAUUGACCACAACACAAUCCACAACAACCAACAGAACUACUGCAACACCAUCUAUACAAACCACGACCACCUCAACUACUGCAUCAUCCAUACAAACAACAACCACCUCAACUACUGCAACACCAUCUAUGCAAACCACAACCACCUCAACUACUGCAACACCAUCUACACAAACCACAACCACCUCAACUACUGCAACACCAUCCAUACAAACCACAACCAACAGAACUACUGCAACACCAUCUACACAAACCACAACCACCUCAACUACUGCAACACCAUCUAUACAAACCACAACCACCUCAACUACUGCAACACCAUCUAUACAAACCACAACCACCUCAACUACUGCAACACCAUCUACACAAACCACAACCACCUCAACUACUGCAACACCAUCUAUACAAACCACAACAACCUCAACUACUGCAACACCAUCUACACAAACCACAACCACCUCAACUACUGCAACACCAUCUAUACAAACCACAACCACCUCAACUACUGCAACACCAUCUAUACAAACCACAACCACCUCAACUACUGCAACACCAUCUAUACAAACCACAACCACCUCAACUACUGCAACACCAUCUAUACAAACCACAACCACCUCAACUACUGCAAUACCAUCUAUACAAACCACAACUGCAGACACCAAAGUAUUAAGCUUCUCACUGACAAUAAAUGAAGAAUUUGAUUUUGCACUCAUUGACCAGAGCAGUGAAAAAUACAAAACAUAUAAACAAAAAAUUUCAAGUUCAAUUGAUAAGAGCUACAGGACUCUACCUAGCUACCAGCCCAAUUCUGCAACAGUGACUGCUUUCAGGCCUGGCAGUGUGAUUACAGACUUUACUAUCAAUACAACAAAUGCUACCCUUAAUUUGGCAUCAGCAAACCAAGACCUUGCUAGUAGUCUCCGUUUACAGGGAUUCGAUGUGAGCGAUACUGCAUUCGUCCAAAGUGUGAAAGAUGGACUAUAUGGAAGUAGUGGCAAUAUAUAUCCUGGGACAAAUCUCACACUGACCUGCAAUCCUCCAGUAAAUAAUGGCAUAAAAUGGACCCUGGAUGGGAAACCCAUCGUAAACAAUUCAAAUAAUAUCCAUCAACUCGAUAAUGUCACCCCCGAUGACAGUGGUCUAUAUGCAUGCACAACUACAGUAAACUCAAUGCCCUAUGUUAUCUGGCAAAUCAUUACAAUUCAACCAUACCCCAAUAUCGAAGUGAGCACUAACAAAGUUGUACAAUGUGAGGAUACAACAAUCCCACUGCAGUGUUGUGUACAGGAGAUGUAUCAAGUGGAGUGGAACAUAUCUUGCACCUCACCUUCAACAGGCUCACCGGCAGGCUGCAUAUUAUGUGACUAUACAAUUAAACAAAAUGAUUGCCAGACUGCUGAACAAGAAAAACAUGUCACAUGCAAACUCAAAAAUCCCAUCAAUGGAACUACAACUCAAAGUUACAACUCAAAGAGCAUCACAAUAAGUGUAUCAAACAAAGCAUUUAUCUGCUCAGAUAGUAUAUUUGGAGCUGGAAAUCUGGGAGACGUACAAAAAGGCGACUGUAAUAAAGAAAUGGUUGGCUAUCAAGUAGCUCUGUGUAAUUCAUCAAACCUCUGGCAACCCAUAGAAGACUACUGUGUCCUGCGUAUCUUUGCAACUUUAAAAGAUGAAGCUGAGAAUUUACAGGUUGGAAACCUCCAACAAUUUAUGGCCAACGUCAGCAAUAAUGCUAUAUUACAGAUUCAAAACAUCACUGAUUCUCCAGCUACCAUAUUAACAAUUGUAGAAAUACUGAAAAUCAUUUCUAGUUUCUCACAAACAAUUUUAAUCAAUCAACCCGUCAUGACGGUAAGUUAAUUUUUUAAAAUAAAUAUGAUUGUAUUUAGUCUAUAUGCUAUUUGAUGUACAUUGUAAACGCCCAAGUGGGAAUAGCUUUAACAAUGACUAUCAGGUUGUAUAAUUUGUAAUAAAAGCAGCAUUUCAUGUUAUGUAGCUAUUUUACAGUUACAAUUUCUUUUG
This is a messenger RNA of Ictalurus furcatus (blue catfish), 2053 nucleotides long. Its product is annotated as mucin-2. Lineage: Eukaryota; Metazoa; Chordata; Actinopteri; Siluriformes; Ictaluridae. The transcript is spliced from 10 exons. The coding region runs from base 161 to 1891 and encodes 576 amino acids. The record is from RefSeq and is a predicted model, not a curated record.